AUGGAAUUUUGUAUUUCUCAGAGCAAGUAUGUGAAGAAAAUGUUGAAGAAGUUUGGUUUUUCUGAUUGCAAACCAGUUACAACCCCUUUAACUAUUGGAUGCAAGUUGAGAAAAGAUGACGAGUCUCCAGAAGUUGAACAGAAUAAGUACAGGUCAAUGAUUGGUGGAAUUUUGUAUUUAAAUAUGUCUAAACCAAAUAUCAUGCAGGCUAUUUGUCUGGUAUCUAGAUUUCAGGCAAAUUUGAAGGUGACACAUGAGAAACCUGUGAAGAGAUUUUUUCAAUAUUUGAAAGGUACUGUGGAUUAUGGACUUUGGUAUUAA
Messenger RNA from Cryptomeria japonica (Japanese cedar), 321 nucleotides. RefSeq lists its product as uncharacterized. The transcript has a single exon. The record is from RefSeq and is a predicted model, not a curated record. NCBI's taxonomy places the organism in Eukaryota, Viridiplantae, Streptophyta, Pinopsida, Cupressales, Cupressaceae. The coding region runs from base 1 to 321 and encodes 106 amino acids.